This is a messenger RNA of Sungouiella intermedia, 219 nucleotides long. The record is from the annotation of a GenBank genome assembly. Lineage: Eukaryota; Fungi; Ascomycota; Pichiomycetes; Serinales; Metschnikowiaceae.
AUGGAUAGCGGAAAGCUUAUGGAAAAUGAAUGGAGCUUGGGAAUGUUUAAAUGGGAGGACUUGGUUAUGGUGGCCUCGGGGAUGACGUUGAAAAGACGAAUGACAUCUGAGAAGAACAUGACCACAACCUGGAACGUUUUCGUCAUGAAUUUGGACAAUAUUAAUGUUAAUAAUUGGUUAUCCAGUGUCGCUAUAUAUCAUUUUGUUUGCUAUUUGUAG